This is a messenger RNA of Alligator mississippiensis (American alligator), 609 nucleotides long. RefSeq names its product signal sequence receptor subunit 4 (gene SSR4). Gene Ontology annotation, cellular component: endomembrane system; endoplasmic reticulum; membrane. The coding region runs from base 37 to 564 and encodes 175 amino acids. The transcript is spliced from 6 exons. Lineage: Eukaryota; Metazoa; Chordata; Crocodylia; Alligatoridae. The record is from RefSeq and is a predicted model, not a curated record.
CGACCGUAGUUCUCCUUUUCGCUGGAUCGGACCAAGAUGGUGGCGCCGAGGCGGGUUGCAUUGCUUUUGGCGAUGGCACAAGUGCUGCUGGGCUCGGGCGGGGCCACAGGGGAGCCAUGCCCAGAGCCGCAGGUGGUACCAUCCUACUAUACCACAUCGGAUGCUGUCAUCGCUGCCGAGAGUGUCUUUAUCGUUGAGAUCUCUUUGGCCUGCAAGAACGGUGCUCAGAAUGUGGCGCUCUAUGCAGAUGUCAAUGGCAAACAGUUCCCGGUGACAAGGGGCCAGGACAUUGGGCGCUACCAGGUGUCCUGGAGCACAGAGCACAAGCUUACCCGGUCAGGCACCUAUGAGGUGAAGUUCUUUGACGAAGAGUCAUACAGUGUCCUGCGCAAGGCCCAGCGCAACAAUGAGGAUGUGUCUAAGAUCCAGCCUCUCUUCACAGUCAAUGUGGAGCAUCGGGGUGCCUGGACAGGGCCCUGGGUGUCCAGCGAAGUGCUGGCGGCUGCCGUGGGACUCGUAGCUGGGUACCUCGCCCUCAGUGCACGCAGCCGCCUGCAGGCCUGACCACGCCUCCCCCCCAUCUGUCAAUAAAUGUCAGCCCUGCCCCCA